CGUGGCAGUAGCCAGAUCUGAGACUGAAGUGAAUUGCUAUUAAAAUAAUUAAAUUAUUCUCUGUCCCCAAUAAUUUAGAAGAUGAUUUAUAAAAUUCAAACAAUUUGCAUGAUAUAGACUUGAGUCAAACAAUUUGAAAGUCGGACACUUUGCAUUAAUAGAAUCAAGUUGUCAAAUUGCCACCCACCAGACCAACAGUCUAGAUCCACAUGCAGAUAUGGCCCUGGUUAGCCGUAAUAGUAGACCCUAUGGAUGUACAUUUGGGACCAAUUGACAUAUAAUAACAUUAUUUUGGGAUUAUUGGGCAAAUUAUUAUUCUAGAAUGGGUCAAAAAUAUGGUUUAGAUUGUUUGCAUAUGCAAGUUGAAGUAUUUUUAUAUCAAUUUCCAUUUCUGGAUGAUUGCCUAUAAAAUGUAUGUGCAAUUGUAUGAUUAUUUAGCAUUCCUUGCUCGUUAAUUUCUUCUGAACAAAGCAUUUCUUGAUAUCCAUGGCACGAAGCUCUCAGCCCUCCUCACGCCCAUUGGCGAAUUUUUCUCCAUCAGUAUGGAAUCAACAUGACUUUGCUUCGUUUUCCUUAGAGGACUCGGCCUUUGAUUCAUAUACUGAGGAAAUAGAAGCACUGAAAGUAGAGGUUAAGGAUAUGCUGAUGACCUCUCCAAGCAAUCAUCCAGUGCAGAAGAUUGUUCUGAUCGACUUGUUAUGUCGUCUGGGAUUAUCAUGUCACUUUGAUCAUGAAAUUCAACAGCAGCUGGAGCACAUCUUUGAUGCUGAAAUCAUCUCUUUCGACGAAAAUCGCAAUGACUUGCAUACUAUUGCACUCAUGUUUCGAGUUUUCAGACAACAUGGUUACAAAAUGUCUUCUGAUGUGUUUAAGAGAUUCAAGAACGAUGAAUCCGGCUUCAACGCGAGCCUCGCAAGCGAUGUGAAGGGAUUGUUAAGCUUGUAUGAAGCUUCACAUUUAAGCAUACAUGGAGAAGAUAUUCUAGAUGAAGCCCUUGAGUUCACAAGGACUCACCUGAAGUUCUUUAUGACUCAAUCAAGUCCUCAUCUUGCAAGACAUAUAAGCGAAACACUCCUUGUGCCUUUUCACAAGGGAUUGCCUAGAAUCGAAGCAAGAAAAUACAUCUCUCUCUAUGAAAGAGACGAUUCAAGGAACGAUGCAAUACUCAAGUUCGCCAAAAUAGAUUUCAAUCGAGUACAGUUGUUGCACAAGCUGGAUUUAUGUCAUUUGUCGAGGUGGUACAAGGACACCAUUGACAUUGAAUCGAACUUUCCCUACGCAAGAGACAGACUCCUAGAGAGUUUCUUGGUGGGUAUUGGAACCUUUUUUGAGCCUCAAUAUACUCGUCCUCGGAUCAUUAUGGGUAAAUUAGUGAUAUUAAUAACAAUUCUGGAUGACACAUUUGAUGCAUAUGGUACACUUGAGGAGCUUGAAUGCUUUACGAAUGCAAUGGAGAGGUGGGACAUUGCUGCUAUGGAUGAGUUGCCAGACUAUAUGAGACCUCUAUACAAGAUUCUCUUAAGUUUCUUUGAUGAAUUGGAGAAAGAGUCAAAAGAGGAGGGAAGAGCCUAUGCUUUCUCUUAUGUGAAAGAUGGGUGGAAAGCAUAUGUAAGAGGAAACCUUGUUGAGGCCCAAUGGUGCAAUGCUGGCUAUGUGCCUACAUUUGACGAAUACUUGAAAAAUGGGUUGAUCACAAGCUGUUGCCAUAUUCUUCCAUUGAUGUCUUUCUUUGUAAUCGGCGAAAUCGCGACACUUGAGGCAUUUGAAUGGCUCGAAAGUAGUCCAAAAUUCGUGACAGCUUCACAGACUAUAGGUUGUCUUGUCGACGACAUUAGAAGUCACAAGUUUGAGCAAAAGAGACGCCAUGUGGCGUCGGCCGUCGAGUGUUAUAUGAAGCAAUAUGGUAUCACAGAAGAAGAAGCAGUUACAGGGUUGAAGGAAAUGGUUGCGAAGGCUUGGAAGGAUAUAAAUGAGGAAUGGAUGAGAGCAAGUGCAGUGUCAAUGGAACUUCUCAAGCCAUUGGUUGGGCUUAUGCGCACAGUGGAAGAACUAUACAAGAUGGAUGAUGGAUUCACAGAUCAACUAAGUUUGAAAGACAACAUGACUUCAUUGGUAGUCGAUGAAGUUUCAAUGUAAGAUGUAAAUCCGAAAAGGUUGAGGAUCUCAUGUUUUUUCUUUCUUUUUUUUU
Messenger RNA from Tripterygium wilfordii, 2188 nucleotides. Its product is annotated as probable terpene synthase 6. Bases 487 to 2136 code for a protein of 549 amino acids. The record is from RefSeq and is a predicted model, not a curated record. Gene Ontology annotation, molecular function: magnesium ion binding; terpene synthase activity. NCBI's taxonomy places the organism in Eukaryota, Viridiplantae, Streptophyta, Magnoliopsida, Celastrales, Celastraceae. Gene Ontology annotation, biological process: diterpenoid biosynthetic process. The transcript has 7 exons.